AUGUAUAAAUGUUCUUUAAAUUUUGAGGAUAAAAAAUUAGAGGAUUAGUUUUAAAAUGAGAAACUAUAAAAGAUAAGAAAACCUGUAUAUUAUGCUACAUUUAUAUUUUUUGUUUUAAAUGGAAUGAAAGCUAUUUUAGAAUUUGUAAGAGGGACAAGCUUUUCAUCAGAAAUUAAUAUUGGUUUUGUGAUAGUUUAAACAAUAAUGGCAGUGAUGGUGUUCAAAAACUAAAGUUAUAUAAAGUAAGCAUUAGUUAUAACUAAUAUAAUGUCUGGAUUUUUACAAAUGAAUUUUAAUGAAGAGGCUACUGCAAAGUAAGAGUUCUAUUCUUUUGGGAAUAGUUAUGCUUUAUUUUAAGCAAUUGGUUAUUUUAUUUCAGAUUUUAGAGAUGGAGUAAUAUAAGCAAUUAGUCAUUUAACAACAAAGAUAAUUAUUACAAGUAUUCAUUCAAAAAAAGUGGAUCCACUUUGUACAAGUUUGGCUAUAACAAGUACUUUUUUUAUAGUACUUACAAUAUAUGUAAGUGAUUACAAUUAUAGAAAAUAAUUUCUAGCUAAUAUUUCAGAUGAUGUUUGGGAUAAGUAACUUCCAUUUUUGGUUAAGAAGCCUUAUAUAAAAUUCACUCAUAAAAAUACAUAUUUUAAUAUAACUAGUUGUAAUUUGAUUGAAAGAUUUGCUGGUUAUAAAAGUGAUUAUUGUUUUGGAUGUAAUGCAAGAGAAUUUUUAAGUGAAACUAAAGUCAACAAUAUAUCUCUUUUAAAUAAACUUCUAAGUGAUACUAUUACAUUAAAUACUGAUAUUGAAGCUCAUUUAAAAUGUUUUAGAUUUAAUAUCAGGGUUUGUAUGUAUGGUUUUGAAAAGAUGAAUAGAAUAGUAAUUUUAGAAAAGGUGAUGACAAAAGAGAAAGGCAAGUAAUUUUCAUUUGAAUUUCGAAAGGAUUUAGUUUAAACAUUAAAAUAAGGUUAAUAAAAAUUUCAGUUUUUGUUAUUCUAUAAUUGGGGAAUAUAAUCAUGUUUAUUGAUCAACAAUAAGUAUAUUAAAUAAAUAUCUUUGAUGGAUGUGAUUUCAAAAUUAAAUAAGAAUUACAAAAGGUAUUUGUCUCCUAUAAGGAUUAUUUCUAUCAGCAAAUCUAAAUUAUAAAUUAGAACAUAUUCAAAUUUAAUAAAAAUCUAUUUAUUUCAAAUAUAUCAUAUUCUGAUAAUUACUUAACCAAGAUCUAGAGAUUAUAUAGAUGCAUUUGUGAAAGAGAGUGAGGAAUAUAUUGAAUUCCAAUUAUAAUUAAGGGAUGUGAGAGAGUUUUGUGAUCAUUAUUCCAAAAACAUUUUCGUUCAUCAAAUUGAGAGAGUAAUUUUAUGGGAGAGAGUGAAGGAUGAUUUAAAAAUAUAAUUUAGUAAAUAAAUUUCAUUUAAGUGAA
This is a messenger RNA of Paramecium pentaurelia, 1414 nucleotides long. Lineage: Eukaryota; Ciliophora; Oligohymenophorea; Peniculida; Parameciidae. The record is from the annotation of a GenBank genome assembly.